CCGGUCGGCUAUCUCGCGUGCGUGUUUUGUCACUCCUGGGAAAAUGGCAACACAUCUAAAAGAUAAAGAGGCUUAUCAGCGUCUUAACUUUCUGUAUCAGGCAGCGCACUGUGUAUUAAGCCAAAACCCCGAGAAUGUGGAGCUGGCUCGGUUUUACUGUUUCACCCAGAAGACCAUUGCAAGACGCCUUGUUUUGAGACAAGAUCCUUCAGUGAAGAGAACAAUAUGUAAAAAGUGCUGUUCAUUAUUAAUCCCUGGUGUAACAGCAACAGUUCGACAAAGAAGAAAAAAUGGCAAGAGUCGAUUCACUGUGGUCCGAUGUCUCAGUUGUGGGCAAAGUAAAACAUUUCUGAAUAACCCGGACUACUGUUUGUGGUCCGACCGUCCUGAGGCUCAACAAGAGCAACAGAAGCAGUCAGCUCAAGCCUCAUCCUCCAAAAACCAGCAGAAAGAGUCAAAGCCCCAGGAGUCAACUUCCAAAUCUCAUCCUGCCGGCCAAUAGAUCCUUGGCAAUUUUGUGUGAAGCGGACUGUCCUUUUUAUGCCCUGAUUUCAACAGUGUUUUGCUUCCGUAAUUAUUACUGACACUUUUUUUUAACUUAUUUAUUUUAGAUUCAACCUUUUGAUGAGACUAAUAAACACAUUUGGUCAUGAUUAGUGU
This is a messenger RNA of Synchiropus splendidus (mandarinfish), 660 nucleotides long. RefSeq names its product ribonuclease P 21 subunit (gene rpp21). Gene Ontology annotation, cellular component: nucleolar ribonuclease P complex. The record is from RefSeq and is a predicted model, not a curated record. The coding region runs from base 44 to 502 and encodes 152 amino acids. The transcript is spliced from 5 exons. Gene Ontology annotation, biological process: tRNA processing. NCBI's taxonomy places the organism in Eukaryota, Metazoa, Chordata, Actinopteri, Syngnathiformes, Callionymidae.